Messenger RNA from Mycena citricolor, 4678 nucleotides. NCBI's taxonomy places the organism in Eukaryota, Fungi, Basidiomycota, Agaricomycetes, Agaricales, Mycenaceae. The record is from the annotation of a GenBank genome assembly.
AAAGCGAGCGCCACUGCCUACCAUUGUUUCGGCAAUGGUUGACACCAUCAGCCGGUGCCGCACGGUGCCGAGAUGCCGGCUACUACCUCCGCGUGUAUUACUGGCCUUAGAAAUGCUUGUUUCCGGCUGAUCGCCGUCGUGAUUGGAUCGACAGGCUGACGACUCGACACACCGUUUUGCUCUGCCCUGUUGCUACCUCUGGUCGCUCUUUUGCUGGGUCCUCCAACCCUCCCUUUCCCGCUGCCGCUUGAGAAAAAAGAAGCUGUUAACAUGUUAUUCAAGCGAUGUCGUUACCUGAGGUGUUUUCCGCGGCCUUCAGAGCCAUGAUGCCUACAAGCACUAUCAUGACCUCAGCUUCGUAGCUGGGGAGGUCGACGCAGUAGUCAUCCCCGUUGACACUUCGCGUCUUUGGAACACGCAGGGACUUCCGAACGGACCACAUAUCUUCGAGGCACCAUACCCUCCUACUUCAGUAUCUACACCAGCUAGACCAUGAGAGAGCCCGACCUCUCCAGCCAAUGCUACCUCGAUCCCCUCCGUACGAUUCCCACGCCGAACCCGCCGCUGGAAUCAUCUCGCUGUUGUCACGGGUAUCAGCCCCGCGGCUCUCUCUCUCCCCCUCCCACCCCUCCCGCUCGUGCUGAAACCUUUGCAUGCGAUGCUCAACUUCUUGCACGAGGACGAGUCCGGCGUGAAGCACAUUGGAACUUGGGACGCGCUGAUGCAGAUGAGGUUGGCACAAGAAGGCACUCGAUGAGGUGCCGCAGGGGAUGACGUGUGGAGAGUGACGCAGCGCCAUGGCUGGCCUUUGGCAGGCUCACCCCACACAGCACUCCUCGUACGGAUUGAAUCCUUGACGCAUGGUCGCAGCGUCACUGGGUUGAGAGGGAGCAGGGAAAGCUGUAAGCUGUAUCAAGUCAGCGAGCGGGAGACGAAGGGGAUCUCGAUGUAUCGGAAUGAUGCCGCUCAUUUCUUUAUCGACGCCGUCACGAUAACACGGUGUAAGUUUGAGAACAUGCGAGUCAGUAUGACUCACUAGCACUGGCCGUACGCAUCAUUCUUGAGUGUUCCCUUCUGCCACAUACUUGGAGUAACUGCUGUGUCGCUAAUACUUGCUGUCAUGCAUCGCACCUUCGCACAUUCUAGAUUUUUAGACCUUGCAUGCAGUGGCUUUCAAUAUCAGAUUCUUAUGCACGCUGACCGGCACUUGAAUCUUUUGUGAUGUCGAGCAGCGGGUGUCGGUGAUCGCGGCUGAGUCCCGCCCCCAUCACAGAGCAAAACCUUACUCAAGCUUGAUCUUUUCGCGAUUGUGCAAUCAUGAGCGGCGAACGGGGUGAGUCCCCCGUGCAUCUAUCAGACAUAGGCGCCUGUAUGCGCUGACUCGGGAACGCCUGGACAAGUCAUUUGACUAGCUAUCUGGGCAGUCACAGGUCUUCUGGAUAGGAUGCUAUGAACGGGAGACGAUCAGGCGUUUUUUCACGUCUCGGGUGCGUGUCCAUCUCAGCUCGGCACCACGACCUCCUGCUCAUUGCGCAGUGUGAGUGCUUCCGGCGGGAUAUUUUGGCCGGCUUCUCGCGAUAGCGAGGUUAGUCCCGCACCGCCCAUCGAAUUAGUCCGUUUACGGUGGACAUGGUUGGGCAUGCGUGGGGGCCGAUGACUACCAUGCCCACCUUCUGCCCGCGCUCAAUUCAAUGCCACGCGAGGAUCAACGACAUUUCUACCGCCUUCUACAGCACUUGGGGAACGAAUCUGAGUUGACAUGCUGUAUUGAUUUCUCUCCGGCCGACGCUACGGGACAAUCAUCCUCACGGUAAGGCUGUGCAGAGCCUCGUCUCGAAGGCCGGCGCCUCAAGAGUAGCAUGGGUCACGCCGUCGAUCCACAUAUAGAGCGAGUCACCGCGUUGAUAAGGACGGGAGUGGCUGGAAGGAAAGGUGUGUCUUUCUUGCACCACUCUGCGUCACUUCCCUGGCUCCCUGCCUCCCGCAACUGACUCGCUUUGCCUGUGCACUGCAUAAUGCGUCGAUUUUUCGGGCUGGACAAUGGCAAAUCGUCGCCGCGCCCUCCUCGGCCCCGUCCGUCCCUCCGCACCACUAUCAGCACGUUCUUGCAUCCGUCCUCGGGCUCCCAGGCCCCGACUCGCUCUGCGAUUAACACCUGGGCGCCCGUCAAUACUCUGACGAACCAGAACGACGUGCAGAUCCUCAUCAGCCGGAUUCGCACUGCUGCUGCGUCGACCUCCGAGACUGGAGACCGAGAGCUCGUUCUCGAGCUCUGUGAUCGCGCGUCGUCGGAGGAAACCGCACGAGAGACGGUCAGAGCAUUGAAGCACGAGUUCGAAUCCGGAACUACUACUGCGCAACUCAAUGCUGCUCGGCUUUGGGCAAUCCUGCUGCGCAAUUCUUCAUCAGUUUUUCAACAGCAUUCGGUUGCGGAGGACUUUCUGGCCGCUCUCGAGCGACUGAUGAUCUCACCCGAGACGUCACAUCUUGUCCAUCAGCGGGUUCUCCGUGUCCUGGGCGAUGCUGUAUUCAACUAUCCUGAUUGCUGGCCUUUCCGGCGUCUCUGGCGCAUGGUGAAAGGGGCAGACCAACCGGAUGAUGGUGCAUUGUAUAACGCGUACGACGAUGUUCUGAGGCCUUCGAUUAUCAUCGAUGCUCCGUCGAAUCAGGGCACCACCAUUCUCGACGACAUCAGUCCUCGGUCUCCCAUUCACUCAUUUCCCGAUGAGCGCUUUCCACCCCCAGAACGAAUGCGGGCUGUCGGACGGCCGGACAGCGACCAGCCGCCUCCCUAUCUGCAUGCUGUUGGUGGGACGAGAGCGGGUGACGCGAACGCGACUCGGGCUUCCCCUUCGCUGCGCCCUCAGGAUGAGCAGAGAGGCAAUGAGGCGCCUGAUAUUCAUUACCGUCGAGGAAAGAGGGCCGAGGGGCUCCCCAGCAUUUCCUCCGCUUCAGAUGAUCCUUGGAUGACUGUCGGACCGUCUACUUCGCCGGUGCCCGCUUCUCCAUCGACCUACCGCAUGGGCCUAACCCACCAGCCAAUACCGGCUUCCUCCUCGUCUUCCACUCCGGACCCCCCGCCUCCGUCGCGAGAAAUGAUAGUGUACCCGGGUAAAGUCACUCGAAAUGGAACGCUGGAUGGUCCCAGACAUCGCAAAUUGCCCCUUGUCCCCGCCGUCAACGUGAUGUUCCGGGGGAACAACAUCCACACACCGCCAAACUCACCAUCUCCUAUGUCGCAAUCCUCGGGAGAGCAAUCGCCUGAGAAGGCUGUGCGUGGAAGUUCCGAGCGCAAGAUCUGCUCCGCAACUUUACUGUAUCUUGUGGACCGCGCCUAUAACAUGGACAAUUCAAACACACUGAAUCAAUUGGGAAAACUGAGUCAGGAAAUGGCGCUUCUCACGCCGAAAGCUGCUCUCGCUCAUGCGGUAAAGUAUCGGGACCUGCUCGCCCAGAUCGCAUCAGACAUGGGGCUGGCAGGGACAGAGGAGCUCACUCAAGCGUCGAAAGAGGACGAGGAGACCCUGGCCAAGAUUCUCGUCAAAGUACUCAACUCGACGACAGAUGUGCAAAGCAUCCUCCAUCUCAACGGCGCAGCUGCCCAAUCUGUUCUCGAUAUCAUUCAGCAUAUCUCGGACCACGAACUGAUUCGCACCCGCCGAGAUGUGAGCCUGCGAGCGAGGAAACUCGUGAUCAAGCUGGCGCGGUCAUGUGACAUGCUGCCCACCUCAUUGAUGAUUUCCGGCGUGUCGCAGCGCAGAGUGCAGGCGUCGUUCUGCGGUGGCUUUGGUGACGUGUAUCAGGCGAUGUACCGGGGCGAAUUAGUCGCACUGAAGCAGAUGCGCGUUUUUCAAAAUUCGGAUCAACGAGAGGUGCGAAGGAAGUUCUGCCUCGAAGCAAUGGUGUGGCAACGUCUGCGCCAUCCGUGCAUUGUACCGCUGAUUGGAAUCGAUACGGAAAGCUUUCCUUCGAUGCUGUGCAUGAUUUCGCCCUGGAUGAAGAACGGAACUGUGCUCACGUAUCUUUCCUCGGUCCCCGUGGCUAGUCGCGCUGCACUUGUAGAAAAAUUUAUACGUGAAAUCGCAGAAGGCCUGGCGUUCCUGCACGAUCAGAAUGUCAUUCACGGGGACCUUCGCGGGUCCAACAUCCUCGUCAACGACGAAGGGCAUGCGUGUCUCACUGACUUUGGUCUCACGGUCCUCCCGGACUGCACGAUCAGCCAAACACACAAUGGUGCCGGCAGCGUGCGGUGGAUGGCACCCGAAACCCACAACCCGACCGACUGCGGCCUACCCCCUUCUGGGCUUACGCGCCUCCCGGCCAGCGAUAUCUACUCCUUCGCAUGUCUGUGUUUGGAGCUCUACACCGGCUAUCCGCCGUUCCACAACGAGUUGAUGCGUGAUGGGGGUGUGAUUCUGAGAGUCAUCGAGGGUGAGCGGCCGAGGCGGCCUUGUGGUGGGGAUGUCAAUAUACCGGAUUGGAUGUGGGGAAUUAUGCAGCAGUGUUGGCAGCAUGAUUAUGCGGAUCGGCCGAGCAUACUGUGGAUUCUCCUGCAAUUGGCUCCGCAUCAGUCAUCUGCUAUAUUCAUCUAAUCCUAAUUUUCGUGGUGUACAACAUAGCAAGCUUGAUGGGGCUCGAUAAAGCUCUUGAAAUCCCAUGAAAACGCAUUCGUUAUCAU